Messenger RNA from Durusdinium trenchii, 1056 nucleotides. The record is from the annotation of a GenBank genome assembly. Lineage: Eukaryota; Dinophyceae; Suessiales; Symbiodiniaceae.
AUGGCGGACCUGGAUGUGGAGCUCCGGGUGGUCACCAUGUCUGGGCGUCAGGUGGACCUGACGAUGGCACCAGAGAAGAGCAUCGGAGAGGUCAGGCAGAAGAUUAGCGAGAUCUUGGACAUUGGGAAGUGGCAGCUGCGCUUGGUGCACGAGGGGGCCUCCCUGAAGGAGGGCUUCUUGCACGACCUCAUGAAGCCUGGAACUUGCCUGGAGCUUCUGGCACUGGUGGUGGAAGAACCCGAGAUGUUGGAGCGGUGUAAACUCUUGCACAAGUGUUUCAAUAACAGACAAUUUGUCUACUGCUAUGGCAGCUUGCGUCAGGUAUCUCAAGUAGUAAAGACGGAGAAGGAGGCGAUUCUCAAUGGAGAUGUGGCCUUUCAUUUCGAGGGCGAUAAUCUCCUAGAGUUGUUAUUGAAGAACUGGAAGGUGCAAGACAUUGAAGAGCCCAUGUCUUGGUUGCUCUCUGGAGGUGCCUCAGUGAACCAAUGCUCCAGUGACGGAUGCACACCCCUUUUAUCCGCCUGUGCCCGAGGUCUGGGCAAGGCCGGUUUGAUCUUGUUGCAACAUGGAGCCAAAGCGCACGAAACAGGGCCGAAUGGAGAGGAUUCGCUCACUUCUGCACUGAAAUUCUUUGCAAGGACUCCUGUAAAACCACGUAGCUGUGAAGAGGAUAUGGACUUGGGAAGGCUUUGUUGCCUACUACGCGCCUCUGACAUAGACAGGGGCAACCGAACUCUGAAUGUGUUGGAAAGAGCCAGACUCGCGUUAUCACAGGCAGCGAUUGAAUUGGGUUUGUGUGCCUCUGUGGGAACGACUUUGAACAAACAGAUGAUCCUGGAUCGAGCCUUCGAUGUAGAGAAAUCCAGCUUGGAAGCUGGAGCUGGUGAAGAUCUAUGGGCCGGUUGGCCUGGAGCCUUCUUUUCAUUCUCUCAGCCACUUUCCCAAGACUCUGCCUGGGAUGAUUCCUUCUCCUUGGCCCGAGCCAGGAUCUUAUCUCAUUGGACAGACUCUGGCCAGAUGGAGGUUGACAACGAUGGCGCCGUUUACAUGGGCUGA